This is a messenger RNA of Megalops cyprinoides (Indo-Pacific tarpon), 2610 nucleotides long. RefSeq names its product patched domain-containing protein 3-like. NCBI's taxonomy places the organism in Eukaryota, Metazoa, Chordata, Actinopteri, Elopiformes, Megalopidae. The record is from RefSeq and is a predicted model, not a curated record. Gene Ontology annotation, cellular component: membrane. Bases 1 to 2610 code for a protein of 869 amino acids. The transcript has 5 exons.
AUGGCGUGCUGCCAUACAGACUGCAUUGAGAGACCUUUAUCAAAACUCUUUAAAAAAUUCGGACGUCUUGUCGGCUCUCGCCCCUACUGGUUUCUCAUCAUCCCCGUGUUAGUCUCCACUGCAUUGGGAGGGGGAUUUUAUUUUCUCAAAGACAGAGAAGCGAAUGACAUCGAGGAACAGUUUACCCCGCUGAACGGACCUGCCAAGCAAGAGAGACAAUUCGUUAAGGAAAACUUCCCUUACGACAAAUCAACGUUUUCCAGCCAGAGGCUGUACACUGAAGGAACAUACGCAUCUCUCAUAGCUGUUUUUAAAUCAAACGCACCGACAAAUGCAGACUUACAAGCAGCGGCAUUUGAUGGAAUAAUCAAUUUGGACAAGAAAGUCACUGACAUCACUGUGAGUGAUGGGACAGAACAGUUUACGUUCAACGAUAUUCGUUACAAUCGGAGUGAGAAGGCGCCCACCACUGAUGUGAUAUUUCCGGGGCUCAACCUGAGCUCAGAGUUUGGCGGGAUUUUCAGCAAUGACAGUGUUUGGGCUGUUAGACUUUUUUACUAUGUGCAGGAAGAUGACAGCAGCCAAAAAGCCCAUUUAUGGCUUGAAGAAUUCCUUAAAUUCUUCUCCAGUAGGUCGAACAUCAAUGGAAUUGAAGUGUCUUAUUUUACGUCAUUGUCUCGGCAAGAAGAGUUUGAGAAAAAUGCAGAAGAAGUUAUUCCUUUAUUUACCAUCACAUAUUUCCUUGCCAUCACCUUCUCAGUGGUGUCAUGUAUGAGGUUGGACUGCGUGAGGAACAAGGUGUGGGUGGCUGCCUUUGGUGUGCUCUCUGCUGGCCUGGCGGUGCUGUCCAGUUUUGGGAUGAUGCUCUACAUUGGUGUGCCUUUUGUCAUGACUGUGGCUAACUCUCCCUUCCUGAUACUGGGGAUUGGUGUGGAUGAUAUGUUCAUCCUCAUCUCCUGCUGGCAGCAGACCAACGUCCACGACAAAGUCGAGGAGCGUCUGGCUGACACGUACAAAGAGGCGGCCAUCUCCAUCACCAUCACCACGCUGACCGACGUCCUGGCUUUCUACAUCGGCCUCAUGACCCCCUUCCGCUCCGUGCGGUCCUUCUGUCUGUACACCAGCACCGCCAUUCUCUUCUGUUACCUGUACAGCAUCACCUUCUUUGGAGCGUUCCUGGUGCUUAACGGCAGGCGGGAGAACAGCAACAGGCAUUGGCUGACCUGUAAGAAGGUUCUGAAGGAACACCCCCCAGGUCGCUCCAAAGGCUUCUACCUCUGCUGUGUGGGAGGGGCUUAUGACCACCACACUGGCUCAGAGGAAAUCCAACCAAUGAAUCACUUCUUUAAGAACUACUAUGGGCCCUUUCUCACUAAAUCGUGGACCAAAGCCUUUGUGAUCCUGCUCUACGCUGCGUAUUUGGCAGCCAGCAUUUAUGGGUGCUUCCAGAUACAAGAGGGCAUAGACCUUAGGAAUCUGGCACCUGACAGCUCAUAUAUAAUUAAGUAUUAUAAUAAUGAAAAAGAGUACUUUGCCAAAUAUGGUCCAAAUAUUAUGGUAGUCGUGAAGGGUGAAUUUCCAUACUGGAAUGAACAGAAUGUAUCUGAACUCGACACCUGCAUCACAGCUUUUAAGAAUCUCUCUUACAUUGAGAAAAAUGGAUUUACUUCUUGGUUUCAGUCAUAUAAAGAAUAUGCAUUAAUGAUGAAUUUGAAAGUAAGUGAUGAAAGGGUGUUCAAGGCAAAUUUAUCUUCAUUUCUUGAAUACUCUGACUUCAAGCAAGAUGUGAACUUCACCAACAAUGUGAUCUAUGCCUCACGGUUCUUUAUGCAAACAGCGAACAUCACCGCUGCAAUCGAUGAGAUGAAUAUGUUAAAUGAGUUUAGAGUCACAGCUGAGAAGUGUCCUGUCCCAUUAUUGGUUUAUCAUCCUUCAUUUAUAUACUAUGACCAGUAUGCCGUCAUAGUGAGCAGCACCAUCCAGAACAUUGGAGUCACUACUGCGGUGAUGCUGCUGAUCUCCCUCUUGCUGAUUCCAAACCCUCUCUGCUCUCUGUGGGUGACCUUUUCCAUCGCCUCUGUCAUUGUGGGUGUCACCGGCUUCAUGGCUUUGUGGGACAUCAACUUAGACACCAUAUCCAUGAUCAUUCUCGUUGUCUGCAUUGGCUUCUCGGUAGACUUCUCUGCGCACAUUUCCUAUGCCUUUGUCUCAAGCAAUAAGCCAAGUGCCAAUGAGAAGGCUGUUGAGGCGCUCUUUUCCCUGGGCUAUCCUAUAGUGCAGGGGGCAGUCUCUACCAUACUGGGGGUGGUUGUGCUGUCUGCAGCACAGAGCUACAUCUUCAGAACUUUCUUCAAGAUCAUGUUCCUGGUCAUCCUCUUUGGGUUGUUUCACGGUAUCAUGUUUAUCCCAGUGUUUCUGACCUUCUUUGGAUGUUGUGGGGACAGCAACGUGGAUUAUCACAAGAACAAGGAGUUUUGCCAGAACAAGGAGGAAUGUGUCAGUGCUGUUAUGCUAGCUGGACUGAGCUGCAAGGAGGGGAAGAUACACAACACCUAUAAAAACAAAACCAGAGUCAUCCAAAUGGAUAUGGCACAUAUGGACUGCCCGUAG